AUGACUCAUAAUCCAAGCACCUCUAACCAAUUUUUGGGCUUCGAUCCUUCGAUGGAGCCGAAUAUAGAAUGGUCCAUGGACGUCGGCAGCUGGGAUUUCACAGAUCUCGGAUCUCACGAAGAGUUCGUUAAUUUUGGGGGAAUGGACAUGGAAAGCUGGGACACAUACAUGUCGCAGUCUGCAGAACUUGAUUGUUGUGUAAAAACAGGCGGUGAAACCGAGAUGGUGAGCUCAGUGAAGACACAGAAUGAGCCCAUGAGUUUCAAUACUCGAAAUGAAAUCGAAGCCAUCCUGAGCCUAGAUUGUCAUCUCUGCAUGCACGCAUUCUCAUGUGAGAAGGAUCGAGAUCGGCACUUCAGGAACAGUCACAGAGAAGAGCGGCCAUUUCGAUGCCCGAAGCCAGAUUGUGAGAAGUCUUACAAGUCGAAGGCUCAUGUCAAUGUCCACGUCCGUAACUCGCACGAUCGGGAGAAGCAAUACGUCUGCGGUCAAUGUAACCGUGGAUUUUUCUGGAGAUGGGAACGAGAUAGGCAUGUAAACGUCCAACACCUUAAAAUCAAGGAAUUCCAAUGCGAGGUCUGUGGUGAGACUUUCGGCCAUAAAUCAAGGCUGAAGUAUCAUGUGCAGAGUAAAGCUGGUUGCAAAGGCUGA
Hyaloscypha bicolor E is the source of this 651-nucleotide messenger RNA. RefSeq lists its product as uncharacterized. The record is from RefSeq and is a predicted model, not a curated record. Lineage: Eukaryota; Fungi; Ascomycota; Leotiomycetes; Helotiales; Hyaloscyphaceae. The coding region runs from base 1 to 651 and encodes 216 amino acids. The transcript has a single exon.